AAAGAUGUCCCUAUGUUGGAGGCACCAUAGUAAGGACUUCUUUAUCCAAACUGUAUUUCAUGGAACCAGCGCCACCUAAUCCGAGGUCGUGGCUCUGGUAUUUCUCCACGACUGCCCAGCAUCCCGGCGUUACCCUCAGGGCUGGUGUCGUGACAAGGCAAGUUUCUCCAUUAUCUUGG
This is a messenger RNA of Acaulospora morrowiae, 179 nucleotides long. The record is from the annotation of a GenBank genome assembly. Lineage: Eukaryota; Fungi; Glomeromycota; Glomeromycetes; Diversisporales; Acaulosporaceae.